Messenger RNA from Balaenoptera acutorostrata (minke whale), 2200 nucleotides. RefSeq names its product refilin A (gene RFLNA). Gene Ontology annotation, molecular function: filamin binding. Lineage: Eukaryota; Metazoa; Chordata; Mammalia; Artiodactyla; Balaenopteridae. Gene Ontology annotation, cellular component: actin filament bundle. Gene Ontology annotation, biological process: skeletal system morphogenesis; actin filament bundle organization; negative regulation of bone mineralization involved in bone maturation. The record is from RefSeq and is a predicted model, not a curated record. The transcript has 3 exons. The coding region runs from base 260 to 910 and encodes 216 amino acids.
UGCCCCGAGCGCACGGAGCCGGGCGCCCGACCGCCGGCCCCUGCUGGGCGCGGCGCGCGCGAGCGGCCCGGCCGGCCGGGGAACCGGGGACUCGGGCGGGGGGGAGCGGGUGGGCGCCGGGCCCGACGCACCGCCUCUCGGCUCUGCCCGCAGGUCCCCGGCGCGCAGCCCUCGCCCCGCCGCCGCCCGCCCCGGGCCCCGGAGCGCGGUGGAGGAGCCCCCCGAGGAGCCGGGGGCCCGCGCCCGGCGCCCCCCAGACAUGGUGGGCCACCUGCAUCUGCAGGGCAUGGAGGAGAGCCUCAAGGAGAAGAGCCGGGAGGGCUUGCUGGACAGCCCUGACUCCGGGCUGCCCCCCAGCCCCAGCCCCAGCCCGCCCUUCUACUCCCUGGCGCCUGGCAUCCUCGACGCCCGCGCGGGGGGCUCUGGCGCCUCCUCGGAGGCCCCCGGACCCGGCGAGGCCAAAGCGCCCCUCCCCCUCCCCCCGAGCUCCCCGGCGCGCGAGAUGAGGCCCCGGAUGCUGCCCGUGUUCUUUGGGGAGAGCAUCGAGGUGAACCCAGAGCCCACGCCCGAGAUCCGCUGCAAUUCUGAGGUCAAGUACGCCUCGGAGAAGCACUUCCGGGACAAGGUCUUCUACGCGCCGGUGCCCACGGUCACGGCCUACAGCGAGACGAUCGUGGCUGCGCCUAACUGCACUUGGCGCAGCUACCGCAGCCAGCUGACCCUGGAGCCGCGGCCGCGCGCCCUGCGCUUCCGGAGCACCACCAUCAUCUUCCCCAAGCGCGCCCGUAGCUCCUUCCGCACCACCCUGCACCUCAGCCUGGGCCGGCCCCGCCGCUGGUUCACGGCCAGCGUGCAGCUGCAGCUGUGCCCGCGCCCCGGGCCCGGCCUGCCGGGCCCCGCGCCGCUCUGACCGGCAGCCCGGCCCCCGCGGCGGCCGGAGGACGGGCUCCACGAUCGGGAGGGACCCCGGGCUGUGUCUUGCCCGCGCCGCAUCCACUUUCUCAGCACCUACCCGGUGAGGCAGCGUGGGCCUGGCUCUCCCGAGGAGCACGGGGCGGGGGCAGGUGGGUAGGCGGUGCCCGCCCCGACGGCCUGGGAGAGAAGAAGGUGUGUGUCCCUGGGUGCCCUUGAGGCGGGGGACACCCCGAACGCCGGCAGGACACAGGCGUCCGUCCCAGCCUUGGCCGGGGGACCGCCCACCAACCCCGGCUCCCAGGCCGCGUGGGAGGGAAGAGGAGUGCCAUCCAGACACCCGCCGCCCCUGGAGGGGGCUGUUUCCAGAGCAGGCCUCUCAGAUGUGUGCAGCUGGACGCCCAGAGCCAUAGCCCAGCAACCUCUGGUGGACGGUGAGCCGGGAGGCUGGGCGAAAGCCGGAAACGCUGCCAGGGCUGGUUGUGGGUUGUGUGUGGCAAGCGGCCUGGAGGAGCCCUGCCCGCACUGUCCCAGUGCCUGUGCCCCAGUGUGGAGGAUGGAGGGUGUAGCCCGUCUGCACCGAGGCCUUUGAGCUCUGUGUCCGGAGCCUCGCCCGCAGGGCAUCCUGCUAACCUCUGUCCUGACACCUUCAGGACCAGGACUCUGGACCGUCAGAGCCCUCGAGCCAGGUGCCAAGGAGAGGUGUCUAAGCUAUUGGAAAUGACCACCGCCACCUGCCCAAGGCUCCCGGCCAGCUGUCAGCUUUCAGAGAUUCCGUGGGGUCCAGCUGCCCUCGCUCAGGCCUCCCGUUCCUACAGUGAUGACGCUGCAGUGGCCAGUGCUGCAGGGUUCACCACACACGUGCAAGGUCAGGGGAGGAGGACGGGUUCACCGCACACGUGCAAGGUCAGGGGAGGAAGACGGGAGACCCUUGUGCUGCCUGGGAAGAGCCAGGAUACGUGGGUGCUGGGGCCACGGCCUGGGGCUGCCCGCCACCAAUGCCCCAGAAGCCCCCAACGUGGCCAUGGAGAUGCCUUCAGACCUGAUUGGACCCAGCAGGUGGAGGCUGCCCGCCACUGCUCCAGCAUCCCCCCAAGACGGGACUUUAGCUCCCUCGCUGCCGGGAGGGGCGGCUCGGAGCUAACGUUCAGGAGACGCGAAGUGACUGAUAUAUUUUUAUGUAUCUACAGACUGUGCAUGUUCUCGCCACAGAGAUGCUUUCUGAUUAACAAAGAAAUAACUUAAGAAUCGAUCGAUUAUCUUAAUAAAAUGUGCAGACUCGAAGAGA